Durusdinium trenchii is the source of this 441-nucleotide messenger RNA. Lineage: Eukaryota; Dinophyceae; Suessiales; Symbiodiniaceae. The record is from the annotation of a GenBank genome assembly.
AUGAGCAGUUGGCAGCAGGCUGUUGCCCUGGACUUGGCCAAAGGAAAGAAGAAGCCAAAGGACAGCUUAGUGGUCCUGAAUGGCAAUCAGCAGAAGAACUUGCGGACUGGCAGGGACGAGUGUGAUAUGGCAGAGUGGAUCUGUGAUCACUGCGACACUGCAAUGCCUGGCUUUUACCAACGCUGCAGCAAAUGCGAGAUUUUGCGUCCUGAGCAGCGAGCCACCCGCCAAGAGCUUCGGGCCAAGGAGGGUGAAAUUGGAAAAGGCGGUGGAUGGAAGGAGCGGAAUGAGAAGGAGGACAAGCGGGAAUGGAACAGUGAGAGUGAGGAGUACGACGAUUUCGGAAGAAAAAAGAAACGCCGAGUGGCGCAGCCUGUGGCGUCCGAGCUCAAAGACCGGCAACAAGCUGCUCUUCAACGUCUACAUCAACGCAAGCGCUGA